Messenger RNA from Lachancea mirantina, 1905 nucleotides. NCBI's taxonomy places the organism in Eukaryota, Fungi, Ascomycota, Saccharomycetes, Saccharomycetales, Saccharomycetaceae. The record is from the annotation of a GenBank genome assembly.
AUGUAUUUCAGUAUACGAAACCAUCAUGAGGCCUACGAACAUAUUUUGCGGGAAUCGUCAUCCCAUUCGUCGUGCCAAUUGGUAAUAUUCGUAUCUUGUUUGAAUGUAGACGCGCUUUGCGCGUCCAAAAUUCUGACAAAACUCUUUAAAAGACAGUUAGUACAGUUGCAAUUGGUGCCUAUUUUUGGAUAUUCGGAGCUGAAACACUAUUUCCAAGAAUUGGACGAUAAUAUCAACAGUGUGGUUUUGGUCGGAUGCGGUGGAAUGGUCGAUAUUGAAGAUUUCUUAGAAAUCGAUGCGCAGGAGUACCUGCUGGAGACAGAGCCUGUGAGGAAGUACAAGCGGAACAUAUACGUGAUGGAUUCACACAGACCUUGGAAUUUGGACAACUUGUUUGGAUCGCAGAUCGUAACUUGUUUGGACGAUGGAACCGUCGAAGAAAGUCUGGAAAAACAGAAAGAAGCAUACCUGGAUUACCUGAGAAUGACUGAGGAGCACCUCGAAGAUACGGGAGCCAGUUCUGCGGGCGACACCGAGGACGAUACACAGGACGAGACUGAGGAAGACGACGACAGCGAGAAUUCCAGCAGCCAGGUUAAACGCAAACGAAAAGGCAUGGCAACUUCUGCAUCGAAACAGAGGAAGAAACUCAUGCACAGAUGUGAAACACUACUUGAAGAAUAUUACGCGCAAGGUACGACCGUUUCGAACUCCAUAGCGGUUCAGACUUACUCGCUCAUAUCUUCCAUAGGGGAGACCAACCUCCAAUAUCUAUGGUUGGCGAUUUUGGGAGCGUCAUCGCUUGACAUAGCGUUCCCGCAGAUCUACGAACGUCUGCGACCUCUCCUGCAAGACGAAGUCAGACGGCUUUCGCCUCACGAAAAGAUCAAAACGCCGGACACGCUUACCGUCGAAAUUCAGCCGGAUUAUUUCCUGUUUUUACUGCGACAUUCGUCGCUGUACGACAGCUUCUUUUACUCCAACUACGUUAAUGCGAAACUGUCGCUGUGGAACGAAAACGGCAAAAAAACACUGCAUAAAAUAUUUGCUCGUAUGGGCAUUUCACUGUCGACCGCGCAAGAGAAUUGGCUUUACAUGGACAAUAGGGUUAAAAAGGAGCUUGGGGUGAUCUUUGACAAGAAUCUCGGAAGAUACGGUUUAGAGGGAAUUGUGAGAGAUGGCUUCGUGCGAACUUUUGGGUAUCGAGGGGCUGUCAGCGCCAGUGAAUGUGUCGAAUCCAUUACCGCAUUAUUAGAAAUGGGACAAAAAUCUGACGUUGAUAAACCAGAAGCGCUUCAAAAUAGCACUAACGCGACAACUUUGCAAGAGGGCCUAGAAGCGUCUCAGAAAUUGGCAGAAAGAGAAAGAAAACUGGUACGAAAUUUUUGGCUCAGUUGGGAUGCUCUCGAUGACAAGAUGGAACUCAUGCAACAGGGUUUAAAAGUCGCACAGGUUCUACAAAGAUCGGUUUUCAACACCGGAGUCGCGGUCUUGGAAAAAAAACUCAUAAAACAUUUGCGGAUUUACCGUCUGUGCAUUUUACAAGACGGUCCCGAUCUCGAGCUUUACCGUAAUCCGUUAACUUUGUUACGAUUGGGGAACUGGAUCAUGGAAUGCUGUGCAGAAGCAGAAGAAAAACAGCUCUUGCCAAUGGUUCUCGGAUGUCUCGACGCCACCACAGAGACUUACCUGUUAGCAGGUCUGCCGGCACGAUACCCGCGUGGUCUUGAUGCUCUGUCGAAAAAGCGUCCCAUACUGAACAACUUCAGCGUCGCUUUCCAGCAGAUCGCAACGGAAACAGGUGCCAAGGUCAGAAUUGACAAUUUUGAAAGCUCUAUUAUCGAAAUUAGAAAAGAAGACCUGGCCCCAUUUUUGGAAAAGCUAACUUUGAGCGGCCUUGUAUAA